Molecule: messenger RNA, 1311 nt
Organism: Rotaria socialis
Lineage: Eukaryota; Metazoa; Rotifera; Eurotatoria; Philodinida; Philodinidae
Source: the annotation of a GenBank genome assembly
AUGACAACAAACAAUACAAAUUCUUACGAUCAAAAAGAAGAAAAACAACAACAACAACAACAGCGUGAAACUUUGGAAAAUUUCGAUAAAAUGUCAAGUGAUCUUCCGUGGAACAUGAAAGAGAAAAAUAAAACCAAAAAAAAAUUCGAUGAAAUGGAAGAACAAAAUCUAUCAGCAAAAAUGAGACAAUUAUCAACAACUACAACACAUGAAAAACAUUCUAUCAAGAUACUGAAAGAGAUCAGAGAUCAGCUUGAAAUAAUUCCAAAUUAUUUAACAAAACAAAAUAUAUCUUUCAAAAAAUCGAUGCAUCAAGUCUUAUCGUCGAUGAUAACAGCAGCAGCAACAACAGAAAAUUCAAACAAGAAUGUUAAUAAUAUCGAUGAAUUAAGAAAAAUAGCUAUUUUACUUUAUAAAAUUAUGGUUAUUCAAACUUAUCAAUAUUUAUGGGAAACUUAUUUCAAAUCAGGUACUGGACAAUUGAUGGUUCCAUUUGAAACAAAACAAAAGCUAUGCUAUCCGACAACUUUAUCAAUAUGGCCGAAAGAAAUAAAAACUAUUGCAUUAUCAAACAAGAAAGAUAAAACAAAUGAAAAUGAAAUUUGUUUAAAAUUUGCCAGUGGUCAUUUAUAUGCAUUGCAAAAUCAAUUAAAAGAAUAUCAACAAGAAUUGAAUAUUAAAGCAAAUAAUUAUCCAGGUUAUACAUUGUCAAUUCAAGAAAUAAUUAAAACAUAUAUUGAAGAAAAUCUUAAUGUUACUUUAUGUAAAAGAAUUCAACAUCAAGUAGAACUGAUUCAUUAUGAUUAUCAUAUUCGAGCAUUAAAGUUAGAAUAUCUUCGACAUAAACCAAAUGAAUAUCAAAAACAAUUAAUGAUACAAAUUUGUCAAAGUCAAUAUGAACAAGAAACGUCAGAACAAGAAUAUGAAUUUUUGAAACAACAAAUUGCAUAUUACAAUUUACCAAGUCAAUCAUUUGAAUGCUCAACAAUAUCUCAUCAUCCGUCAAUUGAUUCUAUUCAAAAUGUAACCAUUCGAGAAGCAUUAAUGAAACAAUUUAAAGAAGUUGCUAUACAAUCGAGAAAUAAAUUAUUUAAUUUGUAUCUAGAAUCAGCUAAAGAUCAACGAGAAGAAUAUAAAAAGAAACAUGAAGCUAAUAUAAAGAAAAUGGAUGCGUCUCAACAUACAUUGAAUAAUAAUGAAAAGUUAUCUUCAACAUUCUUACAACUUAUUAAUCAACGUUGUAAUAAAAUUAGUGAACGUAUUAAAUGCAUCUAUAAAUUUAAAUCUGAAUCAAUUCCUUCGAAGUCGUAA